GCGCCUAAUCGUCCCAAUGAGCGACCAAUAAGUGCGUCUUUGCAUGCUGAAAAACGCACGUCCCCUCUUCACCAUCUAUCCCAGCCUCAGCAACGACGUCCCUCGUACCUCAACUCGUAACAAACGAAAACCUCAAGUUCGGACUUUUCCCAUCUUAAUUUCGAGUAUCAUACUUAUUCAUUUGUGUAUACUUCAAGAGUUAAAGAGGACAUGAGAGACCAUGGCGACCAUGGGCCAAAGGCAACAACCAAUUCCAUACGACUCACGCAGCUAUCUCGCUCAGGUUAGGGUCCAGUUUUCGGAUCAUCCAGACGUCUAUAACCGAUUCCUUGAUAUCAUGAAGCACUUUAAGAGCGGAGCAAUUGAUACCACAAGUGUUAUAAGCCAGGUCUUAACUCUUUUUGCUGGAAAACCUAAUUUGAUCCAAGACUUCAACACCUUUCUUCCUCGAGGCUACAAGAUUGAGUGUGGCACAAAUGGAGAUCCAAACGCUAUUCGAGUCACGACACCAACGGGUACAACGGUAUCAACCAUGCCAAACGCGGUCCUCGGUCCCACGAGCGGUGCGAACGCGCUAGAUGGUGGCAUUCACGAUGGCCCGGCUCAGCAAGGAGAGACGUCUCGACCACUCGACCUUGUGCUGGACUCCGAACUCCCUACUACAUUUCGAGGCCCUAUCACCAUUCAUUCAUACCCCGAAAUUAAUGAUAGAGGGCGACGAUUCACUCGAGAAGAACACUGGGAGGCGGGACGAAUCCUUGGGAACGGAGCAUUUGGAAAAGUGCGCCUGGAGAAAUGCAUUAAAAAUGCAACAAGCCAGCGUUCUAUCCGGGCAGUGAAGAUCGUCAACAAACCCUCGGAUCGGUCUAUGUCCUUAGAUCUCAAUCGAGAACUAGAGGCGAUCUACAAGUUCUCACAUGAUCGGUACAAACGAUGGUUCGUCAAAUCAUUUGGGUGGUUCGACAAUGAAAGUUCCAUCUUUAUUGCUAUGGAAUACUGCCACCAUGGAGAUCUUCACCGCUGCCUUAGCGAACGCAGAAUAACUGUAGGAGAGGUUCAACAGCUCACAUUCCAAAUACUUGAAGGUCUUGACCAGAUGCAUCGGAAUGAUUUCGCUCACAGAGAUCUCAAGCCUGGGAACAUUCUCAUUAAAACAAUGCCGCCAGACGAAAAGUGGUGGAUAGUACUGGCCGACUUUGGCAUCAGUAAACGCGCCGAUGGAAGCAAUGGACCUACAUCAGCAGCCAAGGGCACACUCAUGUUCAUGGCGCCAGAAUUGCGUGGCUUUCAGGAUCGGUUCAAGCCAAGAACUAUAGCUGACUUCAAAGCAGCCGACAUGUGGGCUUUUGGGGAGAUCGUUGUUCUGAUGCUGACCGGCAAAGCUACAUUUCAGAACGACGGAGAGUUGAUGAGAUAUUGUCAAAGACAACGGAGAUUCCAGCUUCCUGAAUCUAUAUCUAUUGGAGUCGAUUGCCAUGAGCUGAUCGCUGGUGUAAUGGCAGCAACCCCCCAGGAUCGAAUGACCACAAGCCAAUGCCUACAACAUCGCUGGAUAAUGUCGCUACAUACUGAGGAAGAGUUCAGUACGCUCAAUUCGGAAUACGGUGGUCUAUUGCUCCCGAGAAUUACUCGAGAUGAGGAAUUAGCUUCAGCUGGUUGGUCAAAUGUAUCCGAUCCUGAGGAGUUGGCUUCGGCUGGUUGGUCAAAUGUAUCCGAUCCUGAGCAUACAACCACAUUAUCAAUAGCGCGACAGAUAUCGCCGAAGCUGCCACCAUUGGAAGGGCCUGUACAGACUCUUAGGGGCCAUGCGGGGGAAAUCUGGUCAAUGGCCUACUCACACGACUCUACCCGGCUGAUAUCAGGGUCACAAGACGGGACGAUCAGGAUCUGGAAUGCGAGCAGAGAAGAGUACAUCCGAAAUUCUGUGAGCCGUUCCUAUAGGAAUUUCGGGGAACGGUAUAUCAGUCCUGUAUAUUCAGUAGCCUUCUCGCAUGACUCUAUCUACAUAGCAGGGUCAGCAAAAGGCACAAUCAAGAUCUGGUAUGCGGACGGCAGGGAGCACCGUCAGACGUCUAAGGCUUAUUGGGGGGGAGGGGAAGUCCUUUCAGUUGCCUGGUCGCACGACUCCACCUGGCUGGCAUCAGGGUCAUCCGACGCCACGAUCAAGAUCUGGGAUGCGAGCAACGUCAAGUGUCUCCGGACGCUCAAAGGCCAUAGCGAUAGGGUUAAAUCAGUCGCCUUCUCGCACGAUUCCACCUGGCUAGCGUCGGGGUCAGCUGACACAACAAUCAAGAUCUGGGAUUCGAGAAGCGGCAGGUGCCUCCAUACGCUCGAGGGCCAUGAGAGUCGGGUUCAGUCAGUAGCCUUCUCACAUGACUCAACCUGGCUAGCAUCGGGGUCAUCCGACCGCACGAUCAAGAUCUGGGAUUCGAGAAGCGGCAGGUGCCUCCAUACGCUCGAGGGCCAUGAGUUUCGGGUUCAGUCAGUAGCCUUCUCACAUGACUCAACCUGGCUAGCAUCGGGGUCAUCCGACCGCACGAUCAAGAUCUGGGACGCGAGCAGCGGCAGGUGCCUCCAGACACUUGAAACCCCUGAAAUGAAUGAGGUCCGAUCAGUAGCCGUCUCGCACGACUCCACCCGGCUAGCAUCAGGGUCAAUAGAUGGCAAGGUCAGGAUCUGGAAGGUUCAGCUACCAUAGUCGUUCGGUCUGGUCAGUGACCUUCUCGCGCACGACUUCACCGAGCUGGUGUUAAGAGUCAGACGAUGAUACGGUAAUGCAGCGACUGAUUUCCGGUCUGGAGUAUGUAUGGGUAUAUGGAUAUGCUUAUGUUGUGGGGAAUGAACUUCAUGUAUCCUAGGAAGAGCGUUAAAACUUUUAGACCAUCAUUGCUUAUUGUACUUUUCCAUAUUGUUAUUGAAUAGCGUACCAUGGAUGAGUGUGUAUUUAUAGAUUAUGUUUUCGCUAAAG
Molecule: messenger RNA, 2968 nt
Organism: Aaosphaeria arxii CBS 175.79
Lineage: Eukaryota; Fungi; Ascomycota; Dothideomycetes; Pleosporales
Product: WD40 repeat-like protein
Exons: 3
Coding region: 221-2698 (825 amino acids)
Biological process (GO): regulation of DNA-templated transcription; protein phosphorylation
Molecular function (GO): protein kinase activity; ATP binding; protein binding
Source: RefSeq, a predicted model, not a curated record